AUGGCUUGGACGACAAAACCCAUGUUCGGGCGAUCAGCCUGCGCCGGCGCCUACAUCUGUCUGAUGCUACUUGCCGCGCCCACAGGAGUCCCCGGGCGCCUCGUGGCCCAUGUGCACCAGGCAUUCUGGUGCUCUGUCAUCCACGCCGCGGUCCUAUGCCCCAUCGGCGCGAUCACCUACCUCAGCCAGCGGCGGCUCGCACCGCGGGUACUCCAGCGGCUGGCCCCCUUCCUCAGCUUGCUCUGGAGCGAGGUAAUCUGCUCGAGCGCCGCGCGGUGGGUACACCUCUUUGUGGUUCACGCGUCGCUCUCGCCGUCCCUGGCCGGCACGUCGGUCGCCCUCGACGGAAGGCGGGAGGGCCCCUUUGCCGUUGUGACACAUGGCUUGCUGUAUCUCUGCAUCAUCCAGAUCGCCCACGACAUAACGGGUGUGUUCAGGACGUUCCAGGCGACGGUUCUAUCCGAGUCCGACAACGUCAUGGCGGACGCGGACCCGCUAUUCGGCGACCGUAACGAAUUCGCAUAUGCCAUGCUCAAAAGACUAGUAUACGUCUACCUGGCCGGGCAGGGCGUAGUGUACGGAUGCUUGGCCUACCUGUUCACGGCCAUGGCCCUGUACCUGGAGCGCAUGGCGGCCGGGACGAUCGUGACGGCCGCCAGCAACGCCCACAACACGCUCUCCGUGCCGUGGGAUUACGUCUUCGCCACGUGGGCGACCGUCAUCCUCAUAGCCACCAUCCUAAACGUGUGGGCAGCCUACGAGGACGCCCGCCGCCCGGCCGAAGAGGAGUUGCACCUCCAAUUCAGGGAGCUCAGGGAAGGCAGGCAGCCACCACCGCCCGCGGCCGGGCGCUGGCUGCUCACCACCAUCAACACCGCCAUCCCGUGGGAGAUGCUCGUGAGGCUGGGACUGCGGCUCGUCUGGGCCCUGGAGGAGUGUCUCCGCCGACUUGUACUGUGGCGGCGGCACGCCGGCGGGCUGGGGUGGUGGUCCUGCCCGGAGGUCGCGGCGCUGUGGUCCGAGGACGAGCGCCGCCGCUUCUACGCCGCCGCGCUGACCGGCGUCCCGUCCUCGGCGCUCGCGGCCUUGUGGGACCACCUGCCGCUCCGCCGCCGCCAUGUCGAGCUGUGGAGGAGGGCAGGGCUCACUACGGACUUCAUACUUGGUGGUGAGACCACUGCCGGCACUCCGGGGGCAAGGGUGCCGCCUGAUAUGACGUUGUUCCUGGGCAAAACUGCGGUUGUUCUGGUCCGCGGGCUGGAGGCGACUUUUGGUGUUUGUGUGGUUGUCGGUGGGAUUUUAAUAGUUCUAACAAGAUACCCAUUCAUCCGACGUCAGGAACACGUGCAAUGGGUACGGCUAUAG
Molecule: messenger RNA, 1365 nt
Organism: Diaporthe citri
Lineage: Eukaryota; Fungi; Ascomycota; Sordariomycetes; Diaporthales; Diaporthaceae
Exons: 2
Coding region: 1-1365 (454 amino acids)
Source: RefSeq, a predicted model, not a curated record